Molecule: messenger RNA, 692 nt
Organism: Wasmannia auropunctata (little fire ant)
Lineage: Eukaryota; Metazoa; Arthropoda; Insecta; Hymenoptera; Formicidae
Product: lysozyme-like
Exons: 4
Coding region: 142-606 (154 amino acids)
Molecular function (GO): lysozyme activity
Source: RefSeq, a predicted model, not a curated record
UUCGCCUUCCUCCGUCUGUUAUAUGAUAAAGAAACGAUCGUCGAGAAGCGCGGAUCGUCUUACAUCAGUCGAUCAACGCAGUGCGCUAAUAGACGUUAUUUCUUGUGGAUUAGCAACAGAACAUUAGCACGUAUCUCCAAGAUGUUUGCAAAAGUCUCUUGGAUUGCUGUGACAAUAAUUAUAGUAUUUUGUGUAUAUAAUUCCGCUCAAAUCUUAUCGGAGGUCUGUUUAGGCUGUUUAUGCGAAGUCAGUACAGGAUGUAACGUCACUAUCGGAUGUUCUAAAUGGAGGGGUGUAUGUGGACCUUUCGAUAUAACACGAGACUAUUGGAUUGAUGCUGGUAGACCAACUCUAAACAAUGAGCCAUACAGCAACAUGAAUGCUUAUGACAGAUGUGCCAACGAUCCCUACUGUGCUGCAAAUGUAGUACAAGCCUUUAUGGCCAAAUUUGGUCGUGACUGCACUGGAGAUGGAGUAGUCGACUGUGAGGAUUAUCUGCGUAUACAUCGACUUGGCGCAAACGGCUGCAGCGGUACACUAAACAUUAACUACGAAAAUAGAUUCAAGUUGUGUUUACAAACCUUCAAAAUGUUUGAUACUACGUAAUAACAGACCAUUAAUUAUUUAUCAUAAUAUAAAUAUGUAGAUAUAUCCAUAAAAACCUAGCUUGUAAUUUUAUCAUAUACAUAUAU